This is a messenger RNA of Tachysurus fulvidraco (yellow catfish), 4456 nucleotides long. RefSeq lists its product as uncharacterized. The coding region runs from base 201 to 1358 and encodes 385 amino acids. The transcript has 18 exons. The record is from RefSeq and is a predicted model, not a curated record. Lineage: Eukaryota; Metazoa; Chordata; Actinopteri; Siluriformes; Bagridae. Gene Ontology annotation, biological process: positive regulation of transcription by RNA polymerase II. Gene Ontology annotation, cellular component: nucleus. Gene Ontology annotation, molecular function: single-stranded DNA binding; protein binding.
AAGUCCCCCCCGGUAGAAACUGUGCCUGAUUUGUGGCCGAUGUUGGAGAUGUAAAAAAAAAAAAAAAAAAAAAAAAAACAGGAGGAGGAAGAAAACCACACACUACCCUGGGUAGCUAUGGAGAUGGAGCCUUUUCCUGGCCGCUUUCUUUGACAGGCGUCGAGUAGGGGCUUAAAAAUCUUUCAAAAACGGAGUCCAACAUGUACGCCAAAGGGAAAGGAACCGUUGUGCCGUCCGAUAGCCAAGCGCGAGAGAAGUUGGCUUUAUACGUCUACGAAUACUUGUUACAUGUUGGUGCUCAGAAAUCUGCACAGACCUUCUUGUCUGAGAUCCGGUGGGAGAAGAACAUUACUCUAGGAGAACCCCCAGGAUUCCUGCAUUCAUGGUGGUGCGUGUUCUGGGAUCUGUACUGCGCCGCCCCGGACAGACGCGAGACCUGCGAGCAUUCCAGCGAGGCCAAGGCCUUCCAUGACUACAGUGCAGCAGCGGCGCCCAGCCCUGUAAUGGGCAACAUGCCCCCUAAUGAUGGCAUGCCUGGUGGACCCAUGCCCCCUGGCUUCUUUCAGGGCCCUCCCGGGUCGCAGCCGUCUCCCCAUGCACAGCCUCCCCCACACAACCCCAGCAACCCCAUGAUGGGACCCCACGGCCAGCCCUUCAUGUCUCCGCGGUACCCGGGUGGACCUCGGCCGUCCCUCCGCAUGCCAAACCAGCCUCCUGUCGGGGUUCCUGGGUCACAGCCACUCUUGCCAAACAAUCUGGACCCCACCAGGCCACAAGGACACCCCAGCAUGGGCGGCCCGAUGAGAAUGAAUCCACCUAGAGGGAUGGGUAGCAUGGGUCCACAGAACUACGGUGGAAUGAGGCCACCUCCGAACUCUCUGGGUGGGCCAGGCAUGCCAGGAAUGAACAUGGGUCCAGGAGGACGGGGUCCUUGGCCGAAUCCCAAUACUAACUCGAUAGCGUACUCCUCCUCAUCUCCAGGCAACUAUGUCGGUCCCCCAGGGGGAGGUGGUCCACCAGGAACUCCCAUCAUGCCAAGUCCAGGAGAUUCGACAAACUCGAGUGAAAACAUAUACACAAUGAUGAACCCUAUCGGCCCUGGAGGCAACAGACCCAACUUCCCUAUGGGCCCGGGUCCUGACGGUCCGAUGGGAGGGAUGGGAUCCAUGGAGCCUCAUCAUAUGAACGGAUCAUUAGGGUCUGGUGACAUGGAUGGGUUGCCAAAGAACUCGCCCAGUAACAUGGCAGGCAUGAACAACCCGCCGGGCACACCGCGAGACGACGGCGAGAUGGGUGGCAACUUCCUCAACCCGUUCCAAAGUGAAAGUUAUUCACCCAACAUGACGAUGAGCGUGUGAUCCCACCUUUUUUUUCUAUUAUUAUUAUUAUUAAUUAUUAUUGUUAUUAUUUUAUUUCAUUUUAUUUCCCUUCUAUUUGUUUUGUACCCCCGCAUUCCUUUCGGACACCGCACCACAAACCCCACGCCACAACCCACAGAACUUUUGGGCCGGGCUACGCAGCCUCACAAGGGACUUACGCCAAAAUGGCCGCCGCUGACAGGAAGCAGCCCCCGAGCCACAGGAAGAGCCUGCUGACUGACUCGCUCUGCCUUCCUCUCUGGCUCAGGACACUGAAAGAAGGGGCUUUGAGAAUAAACAUACACACACACACACACACACACACACGAAAGGACCAGACUGAUGGGCAGGACAGGACCGUUUGUCUUUGGCUCAGCUCUUUUUAACACACUCCAUCUCUUCUUCUCUCUUUUUCCUUCUUGUUCCUCGUUAUCGCGGUAGAUUUCACUCUGGGACGCGCGAUCCCUUGUUUUUAUUGUAAUUUUUUUUUUUUUCAUUUUUAUUCCCACUCCCAUUUUAAACGUGUACAUUUUUCAACACUCAUGAAGAUGUGACGGGCCAUGAACGCUUCCAUUAUUUCUGUGUAUGUAUUGUAUUAUUAAUAAUUAUUGUUCCUUUUUUUUAUUAUUAUUAUUAUUAUUUUGUAUUAAUAUUGUAAUGAUAAUUGAUAAGGGUAUUUUUUUUUCUGUCUCAGAAGGGCACAUUUGUAUCUCAAUAACCAUGAAAUCGUCAGAGUAAGCACAUAUUCACGACACCCAGUGGAAACUCUAUGAUUUAUUAUAAAAAAAAAUUUUUUUUUUUUUUUUGGUGAAUUUGUCUGUGUUUUAUUUGAAUGUUUUUGAGGGAGAUGUCUUUUUUUUUUUUUUUUUGUUUUGUUUUAACAUUUCAAUGGCUUUGCCUGACGACUUUUUAAAUUCCCCUUUUACAUAAUGUGUAGCGAUUUGACCGAAAGCUCCACGGCGGGUGUAGAGCGUUUCUAAUAGUAAACUUUCACUCCAUGACUUAUCUCUCUGCUGUCGCUGUGUUAUUACGCUCUCUGUCCACACAGUACGGUUUGAAACACACUGUCACUCUGUGGCUUACUUUCGCGGAUCCACGACAAAGAAAACGAGAAAUAAGUUUCCUCCGUAAUAAAAAAAAAAAAAAAAAAUCAAAAAAACCCUAUUUUUUUUUUAUUAUUUUUUUUAAAUGUUGGUACUUUUUUUUUUUUUUUUUAAAUAUUCUUGGCUUUGUUCACGUUAUUUUUAUUUAUUUUCCCGCUUCUCCGCACCCUCCUCCAUGUGUGUGUCUUGCAACAUGCAGCUUGCUUCAGGACAUUGUAAACAUGUAAAUAAUGCCAGUCUAAAGAUACCUCCUGCUGAAUCGACCCCUGUCCCGCCUGCAUGUUCCUGAAUACAGGGCGUCUCGGGAAGGUGAAGGGGGAAACGAACGUCCGCUGAGACGCAACCCGUGCGUGCUUUCUCAUUGUUUUCAGACGGAAAAGGCUCGACGUUCUUCUCGGCUGAUGUGAGGCAUCGCGUCUACCUCUGCUCCUGUGGAACGUGCACCGUGACGAGCAGAGCAUCAUACAGACCUGCUUGAAUCAUGAGCGAACGCUGCUUUUUUUUUUUCUUUCUUUUUUUUUCUUUCUUUCUUUUUCUUUUUCAAGACUACCUAGUUCUUGUUGUUACUGAUGGAGCUUCACAUCACGUGAUCAUCAGCAUCCAGAGACGCCGUCUCUCCUGUAGUAGCAGAGUACGGAGCAGGAUUCCUCAACAUUGUUGAUUUUUAUUUUUGUUAGGUUUUUUAUUUUUUUAUUUUUUUUAAAAUAUCUAUCGAACUGUUUCACGUCAGAGCCGCUAGCUUUUUUUUUUUUUUUUGUUAGUUCCUCCAGCCUCCCGUUAUUCGAGUACACCGCCUUGUACGUGACGUCACCUUUUCUUUUUUUUUUCCCCUUCCUCGGCCAUGUGCUUCUUUGUAAAUACUGUAAAAUGCAUUUUGAUAUCAUUGACAUGUGUUUUUUUGUUAUUCCAGUUCUGACAAAUGAACACAGCACUGGAGAAGAAGGAACAACAGGUCAAUAGGAAACAGCUGAAGUUCUGUUCCCACUGGAGGGGGGGGGGGGACAAACACGGGGGGAAAAAAACUGUGUGAAAGGAAAGAAGUCGUCCUAUUGCACUGAUUAAUCCACAGAUUAGGUGAACGAUGAGAGGCAAAUGUGUAGCAGUCUCAACACACUCCUGUUUCAGCCUUGACCUGAAUGCUCAGGAUCCCCAAACCCAGACACCCCCCCCCCCCCCAGACAGACAGACAGACUUUCCACGCUUGUGCACUUUCCAAAGAAUAAUAAAUAAAUACAACCAGGCUUUAGGACGAAAGAUUUGUAUCUAUUUAAAAUAAAAUAAAAAAAAAUUGUUGGAAAGAAAAAAAAAGGAAAGUUUUAAAAAGUAAGAACUGAGAAUGAUUAUUAUUGUAUUUUUUCUAUGGUUAGAAUCCCAAGUUGAACACUACUCCCAGUGUAAGGUGCACUUCCCUAGGGAGUAGGGAGUAGUUUGGGAUCGAGCUGGAGGCUCCGCCCUGUUUGCUUUGCCGUGUCUGUCCCAUAGGCCAUUUCCGAACUACUGUUGUGACGCUGUAUAAUAAUGUAACAUUAAGGAGAAAAGGAAGGGAGCUUUGUCGGUCGUCUGGGUUGGUUUGGUUUUUUUUUUCUCGUUUUUUUUCUCCACAAAAACGGAACAAGCAGUAUUGAGUAUGAAGCAGUGAUAUAUAAAUAUAUAUAUUUUAUUUUAUUUUUCCUUUGGCCUCCUUUGAUUUUGCUUUCAAUUUCACAUUAGAAUAGACUUGCUCCUUGUCUUCUAGGGACUUUUUUUUCUGUGUCUCGUGUAGUUAAUGUUUCUUUCUAUUGUAAAAAAUUUCUUUAGACUGAAAAGAAAAAAAAAAGUCGUUUACCUAAAAAAACAAAACAACAAAAAAAAAACCUAAAAAAAAAAAUGGAAAAAAUGCAUCAAUAAUAAAUGUAAUUCUUUUCUUUUUUCCAUGGAGUCGUCACUUAUUUUUGCUCGUGUCCCUUCGUUGUAGAUACAAAUUUAAGACUAAUAAAAAUAACGUAAUCCCUUUUA